CAGGAACACAGGGACGUGACGUGGCAGAUGACACGGCUGCUCCUCCUAGCACUGGUGCCAGCUUCAGGGGGUGCCCAGCCCAGGAUUCCAUGGGCCAGGACCAGACACCGUAAGUCCCACAAGACAAAGGAGGCUGUGUUACCAGGCCACUAAACCUCAGCUGUGCCCUAGACGAAGGCAAGGCAGGUGUGGAACAGAGCAGCAGCCGGAGCCAGUCUGAGAGCUGCCUUCUCUCCCAAGAGCCGGAUCUGAAGAGUCGCCUGGUGCUCCGGAAGGGACAAAUUUCCCUGGGCCGGCCCCUGAGAUUAAUGAUUGCGUCACUUGGUCCUCGUGAUCACCUGGAGAAUUCAGAGAAGCUCCAGCCAGGAACUGUCCCCAGCGGGUGGUGACUGAGCCACUCCUCAAGAGUCUGGGAAGAAUGAACAUUGAGCACUGAGCUGGAGGAGGAGCUGCCAUGGCCCACCUGAUGACCACACAGCUGUUGUUCCUGGUGUGGGUGGCCGCGUGGGGGGCCCAGACCAGUACUACACGGGCCAGGACCGAUCUUCUCAGUGUCUGCAUGGAUGCCAAGCACCACAAGGUCAAGCCAGGCCCUGAGGACAAGUUGCAUGAGCAGUGCAGUCCCUGGAAGAAGAACUCUUGCUGUUAUGCCAACACCAGCGAGGAAGCACAUAAGAAUAUUUCCAACUUGUAUAGAUUCAACUGGAACCACUGUGGAGAGAUGGAGCCCACCUGCAAGCGGCACUUCAUCCAGGACACCUGCCUCUAUGAGUGCUCCCCCAACUUAGGGCCCUGGAUCCAGCAGGUGGACCAAAGUUGGCGCAAAGAGCGGAUCCUCAAUGUGCCGCUGUGCAAGGAGGACUGCCAGCGCUGGUGGGAGGAUUGCAAGACCUCCCUGACCUGCAAGUCCAACUGGCACAAGGGCUGGAACUGGGAAAAAGGGUAUAACGAGUGCCCCACGAAUGCUGCCUGCCACCCCUUCCACUUCUACUUCCCCACGCCUGCUGACCUGUGCCAGGAAAUCUGGAGUCAUUCCUACAAAGUCAGCAACUACAGCAGAGGGAGCGGCCGCUGCAUCCAGAUGUGGUUUGAUCCAGCCCAGGGCAACCCCAAUGAGGAAGUUGCCAGGUUCUAUGCUGAGGCUAUGAGUUCGGCUGGGGUCCGCAGGGCUGGGCCUCUCCUGCUCAGCCUGGCCCUCAUGCUGCUCUGGCUGCUCAAGUGAGCUCCUUUUAUCAUCUGAUACCUAGACAUCCCUGCCCUGCUGAGCAAAUUCAGUUCCUGCUCCAUAGUGGGGCCUUGGGCAGCCAUUUAAAUAAACCAGGCAUUCUACACGUG
This is a messenger RNA of Heterocephalus glaber (naked mole-rat), 1335 nucleotides long. It is a transcript of the gene Folr1, whose product is annotated as folate receptor alpha. Gene Ontology annotation, biological process: cell adhesion; sperm-egg recognition; fusion of sperm to egg plasma membrane involved in single fertilization. The record is from RefSeq and is a predicted model, not a curated record. Gene Ontology annotation, molecular function: signaling receptor activity. Gene Ontology annotation, cellular component: external side of plasma membrane. Lineage: Eukaryota; Metazoa; Chordata; Mammalia; Rodentia; Bathyergidae.